AUGGAUGACGCUGCCAGCUUUCUUCUCUUGCUUCCUNNCCCCCCUCCAUCACCUGCAACUAUUCCUGCCCUCAAAGAAUUAUAUGGCGAUACCCUUACCCAAGUUCUGAAAGAGGCUGAUUUGGCCUCCAAAGAAUCAGUUCAACCCUCAAUCCUUGACAUUGCACUGGCUAUACCCCACUUGACUGCACAGGCCUCUCUUCCCCGUGCAGAGCUCUAUGCGCCCACCCAGACUAUUCUUGCUGCCGUCUACAAACUCAUCUGUCUGAUCGCCGCUCAAGAACAUGUCAAUGUCGAAGACGCCGACGGUGUUGAUGUCCGUAUCCUUCCUGUCGCCUGGUCUCCUCAAUCUAGCUUUGAUGCUUCUGCACAUCCCACUUCUUACGGGCCUGUACUCGACUUACAGUCUCUUGCUGCCAGCCAACGUCCAUGGCAGUAUGCAUUCGGUGUAGAGAAUGAUCAAGGAGAGGUCUUUGUCCGCGCUUUUGUCGCUGCUAAACAGGCUGCCGCUAAUCAUCACUGCAAUUGCCACUCAACAUCUGGAGCAACGAGACCUACCACAACUCCUCGCCUAUCAACCAAGGAACACCAUCAUGUCGCUGUGGGUGGCACUUUUGAUCAUCUGCACAUUGGUCACAAGCUCUUACUCACUAUGACCGCCUUUUCCCUUGAUCAAACUCAGGCCGAGUCUAUCAUCACCAUUGGCAUCACAAACGACGAGCUGCUCAAGAACAAAAAGUAUGCUGAGCAACUGGAAAGCUGGCCUGCCCGUCAAGCAUCAGUUCACCGUUUCCUCGAUGCGAUCUUGAACUUUGCCUCUGCCGACGCCGCGGAUCCUGUCGUAGAAGAGGUGAAGGAGUCAGGCCCCAAUGGUCAUGCAAUCAACGUCAAGUAUCCGAACGGUUUGUGUGUCCGGUGCGUCGAGAUUUCAGAUCCCUUUGGCCCAACCAUCACUGAGAAGGACAUCUCCGCUCUCAUCAUCUCUGCAGAGACUAGGGCUGGUGGCAGUGCUGUCAAUGAAAAGCGCACUGAGAAUGGAUGGUCCAAGCUGGAAGUCUUAGAAGUCGAUGUUCUGGAUGCCAAAGAGUCCUCAAGUACUACAACACAGCAAAAUUUUGAGGGCAAGCUUAGUAGCACCGAGAUCAGGAAGAAGCAUGCUCAGAAGACAGCUUCACUGUAA
Messenger RNA from Aureobasidium musti, 1179 nucleotides. NCBI's taxonomy places the organism in Eukaryota, Fungi, Ascomycota, Dothideomycetes, Dothideales, Saccotheciaceae. The record is from the annotation of a GenBank genome assembly.